GCAAGGACCAUACUUUCUUUGUGCUCUCUAUUCCAUCUGGAAAUCUCAUAUCAACAAUCUGCAACCCAGUGUACAUUGUACACUAGCCAGCUGAUGCAGCUGGUUUCGAGAGCCUAACCAAGCAAGCUAUCCGAGGACGCCAACGGCGCCCACUGAACGGACCUGGUGCAUCAUCCGGUGGUUGUUGUGUAGUCGGCCUUCAAAGUGGACACCAAUGCCCAGUGCCCACCCGCCUAGUGUUCGGCCGAGGCUCUGUUCAGGCUGAUCCAAGGGCUGAUCGGACUGGAUCCUCGUGAAUCGGGCAUGGUGCUCAAUGUCCUAGGCCUCGCCAGCUAGCUAGAUCAGGGCCAGAAUCUCCGUCAUGGACUUGCCCUUGCGGUCUUCACAGUGGUCGUUCCUGGCGGCGCUGGGGGCGGGUUGCUUGGUGGGCGCUUCCGGCGUGUUCCUGAUUCAGCGCUUGUCGCAUCGCCUGGAAUGGAGUCACGAGCUCACCUCGCACAAAGUCACCCAAGAGCUCACCGUGCUCAAUAACACCAUCCGAGACCUUCAGGCUGCCAUCCAAGAGCUCAAGGAACAGAAAGCAUCCGCCCGCCCCGGACCCGGACGACCACUCAGGUCGGCCUUGCGGAGUGUGACCUUUUCCGAGGUGGAUCUGGCUUGCCAAGCCCGGGAGCGACCCACGGAUUUCGGGUCCAGUUCGGCCACUUCCACGGGCUCUACCACGGAAUAUUUUUCGGCCGUGUCUUCCGAUGAUGACGAGUUCUUUGACCUACCCACCGAUUCGGAUGUGGAAGAUUUGCACAAACAGCUGGAUCAGGCCAUCAGUUCGACCGCGGCUAAUUUAUCGCAGCCUGAAGGCGAUUCGGAUCACUUGGAACUGUUCCCCGUGGUGGACCAACUCAUGGAGAGCCAUGGCUCUGAUCAGGCCUUGGCUUUGACCAUGCUCCGGGACCAAGAAUCCGAGUUCCAGGGGAAUAGCGAAUAUCUUUGGCGACUCUGCAAAGCCAUCUAUUUGAAAUCCAUCGCCGCCGGAUUGGCCGGUGAUACCAACCUCAAGAAGAACUUAAUACAAGAAGCUGUGAAUUAUGGCGAGGCGGCCAUUGCCGUCAAUGAGGCCUCGGCGGAGGCCCACAAAUGGUAUGCCAUUGUGGUGGGCUGUCGAGGCGAAUUUGUCGGGAUCAAGGAGAAAAUCUUGGAUGGGUAUGAGUUCAAAAAGCACGUGGAUCGAGCGGCCCAACUCUCACCCACCGACCACACCAUUCAGCAUUUAUUGGGCAGGUUCUGCUACGAGGUAGCCGAAUUAUCAUGGUGGGAGCGGAAAACGGCCUCUGCCUUGUUCGCCGAACCGCCUUCGGCUUCUAUGGAAGAAGCCCGUGAUCACUUUCUUGAGGCCGAGCGUCUCAAACCGCAAGGAUGGAAAGAAAACCGACAGUUCUUGGCCAAGUCGCUCAUCAAAAUCGGAGAUCUCCCCCAAGCUGUGGCUUGGUUGGAUAAGGCCGACGAACUUCCCAUCAGAAAUCCAGAUGACCAACAAGCGCAAGAUGAUGUCUCGCAACUGUUACAACAAUAUCAAUCCCAUCGUACGGUCUCAUCAUCUUGACCCGUGGAAAGUUUCAAGUGAAGUCAAUGCAAAGCAAAUCAUAUCCAUGGCAACUGGCACGUUUCCAACCCUCUUCCCCUCAUCAUUCUUAAGGUCUAAUCAUCGAAUACGAUAUCCGUUAUUGGCGAAUCGAGUUGUUAACUAGGUUGUAAAAGAGAAAUAUAUCAUUUGAUUAACCUUCUUGA
Messenger RNA from Tigriopus californicus, 1785 nucleotides. Its product is annotated as regulator of microtubule dynamics protein 1-like. The transcript has 5 exons. The coding region runs from base 362 to 1600 and encodes 412 amino acids. Gene Ontology annotation, molecular function: microtubule binding. The record is from RefSeq and is a predicted model, not a curated record. Lineage: Eukaryota; Metazoa; Arthropoda; Copepoda; Harpacticoida; Harpacticidae. Gene Ontology annotation, cellular component: cytoplasm; mitotic spindle pole; spindle microtubule.